Messenger RNA from Sorghum bicolor (sorghum), 2213 nucleotides. RefSeq names its product pentatricopeptide repeat-containing protein At2g15630, mitochondrial. The record is from RefSeq and is a predicted model, not a curated record. Gene Ontology annotation, molecular function: protein binding. Bases 81 to 1655 code for a protein of 524 amino acids. Lineage: Eukaryota; Viridiplantae; Streptophyta; Magnoliopsida; Poales; Poaceae. The transcript has 2 exons.
CCGACCGACUACUCACGGGUAACGCCGUUAAGGCGCGCCCGUCACUCCGUUAGUCGCUCGAGGCCCUCUACUCCACCUCCAUGGCGCCGCCCACCUCCCCCGCCGCCGUGGCGGCGGCUGCCCGCGCGUCUCCGACGCCGGCCGCUGCGCUCGCGCUCUUCAAGUCGGCGCUUUCCGCGGACCGUGCCCUGUGCCCGCUCUCCGUGCUCCCGCACCUCGCCGCGUCCCCGUCGCUGCCGCACCUCCUCCUCACCGCCUCCGCCGCCGCGCGCCCCCACGCCACCUCCCUCCGCUUCUACGCGCAGCUCAAGUCGCUCUCCGUCCCCAUCCCCGUCGCCUCGCUCCACCCGCUGCUCUCCUCGCUCCCCUCCGCCCCGGCCUUCGCGCUCUUCGCCGACAUCUACCGCCUCCGCCUGCCGCUCUGCACCACCACCUUCAACAUCAUGCUCCGCCACCUCUGCGCCACGGGGAAGCCCGUGCGCGCGCUCGAGCUGCUCCGCCAGAUGCCCCGCCCCAACGCCGUCACCUACAACACCGUCAUAGCCGGGUUCUGCGCGCGCGGCCGUGUCCAGGCGGCGCUGGAGGUCAUGCGCGAGAUGCGGGAGCGCGGAGGGAUUGCUCCCGACAAGUACACCUAUGCCACGCUGAUCUCUGGGUGGUGCAAGAUCGGCAGAAUGGAGGACGCCGCGAAGGUGUUCGACGAAAUGCUGACCCAGGGAGAGGUGGCGCCAUCUGCAGUGAUGUACAACGCAUUGAUCGGUGGCUACUGUGACAGGGGCAAACUGGAUGUGGCUCUGCAAUACCGGGAGGAUAUGGUACAGCGAGGGGUUGCCAUGACGGUUGCUACAUACAAUUUACUUGUGCACGCGUUGUUCAUGGAUGGACGUGCAUCAGAUGCUUAUGCUGUGCUUGAGGAGAUGCAGAGGAAUGGUCUUUCCCCAGACGUGUUCACUUAUAACAUACUAAUCAAUGGGUAUUGCAAAGAGGGCAAUGAGAAGAAAGCAUUGGAGGUGUUUGAGGAGAUGUCUCGGAAAGGGGUGCGUGCAACUGCAGUGACCUACACGUCGUUGAUAUAUGCUUUCUCCCGGAAAGGCCAAGUUCAGGAGACGGAUAGGUUGUUUAAAGUGGCCGUGAAGAAGGGCAUCAGGCCUGAUGUUGUCAUGUACAAUGCUCUGAUCAAUAGCCACUGCGCAGGUGGAGAUAUGGAAAGAGCAUUUGAGAUCAUGGCAGAGAUGGAGAAGAAGAGGAUCCCUCCGGAUGAUGUGACGUACAAUACACUGAUAAGGGGGUUUUGCUUGCUUGGGCGACUCGAUGAAGCUCGUGGGCUCAUUGAUGAGAUGACAAAGAGGGGUAUCCAGCCAGACCUUGUUAGCUAUAACACGCUGAUCAGCGGCUAUAGCAUGAAGGGUGACAUAAAGGACGCUUUGAGAGUCCGGGAUAAGAUGAUGGAUAAGGGGUUCAAUCCAACACUUUUGACAUAUAAUGCGCUUAUACAGGGGUUAUGCAAGAAUGGACAGGGAGAUGACGCCGAGAACCUGAUGAAAGAGAUGGUGGGGAAGGGCAUCACCCCAGAUGACAGCACAUAUAUCUCCCUGAUUGAGGGACUUACCACUGUAGAUGAACAAAUGUCUGCGGCAGAUGCUGCAAAAGCUUGAACUUGCUAGGAAGCAGAGCAUAAGCUCAUAACAGUGAACCAAGGACUUGUUUGUCCGACAUAUGCUGGAUUAUAAUAGCAUUUUACAACGCCAUAGCAUUUCCUAACAGAAGCAGUGAGUACAAGUUGUACCUUUCAUUAUUAGCAGCAUUGGCAAUAAGGGCCAGAUGACACUAGCAUUUUGUGCACCAGUGGCUCAAAGUUGUAGGGCUUUUUUCAAGAGUGAAUUCAGUUAAUCCGUGACGAAUACCUGUAAACAUUAAGGAUGAAUGAAAAAGGCAUACUUGGUGUUCUGAAGACUUUGAACACUAGGAGUAUUAAUCUGAUUAUAUUAAAAGUAACAGUUGUGCGCUGCAAAUGAGUUGAGCAAGGUGAAUCUUAAUGAUCUGUCUUGUCCAAAAAAGUGACGAGCAGAGUAAUUGUAAUCACAGUAUCACGCCCCUCCAUUUGACAGUCAUUGACAGCAUCAUAUUGUCUGCACUUUGUGUGGUCCUAGCCCCUUUCUGUUUAUAUAAAGUAUAAACUGAAGAACCGGAAUGAAAGGUUUCUACGGCUCUGA